CGCUAAUAAUAUUCGGAGCUCCUGUGCUGAUCUUCACUGUGGCCAACUUGAUAUUCGUCGGCAUCACCAGGAGAAACGUUUCAAAAAUGAGACGAGAAAUGAGAAGUUUUGAUAGCAAUACCAGCCGAGCAGGAGCGAUUUCGUCGAUUUGGCUGACGAUCAGAAUGCUUCUGGCCACUCUCGGCAUCACGUGGAUAUUUGAAGCGAUUUUUAUGUUGUGCCUUUUUUUUGAAUUCAUGCCAUUGAGCCUGGCAAUCACGUGUGGCUUUAUUUGCUUCUUUCGUGGCGUCACUUCCUCAAUUAUUUACUUGUGCUUUAAUAGAAGAAAUUAAAUCAUUGAUCAUAGAAUCAAAAGAAAAGCAGGAAUAUGAUAUAUAGAUGCAAAAUCUGGAGAAAAACAAAUUUUGAAUGUCUUCUUUGGCUGGUUGUCCAGAAUACGCUGAUCGAAAUGGAGCAAAAAAGCGCCGCCGAAAUCGACAAAGUCGUGAAGCAGUUGCAGGACACGUGUUUUGCCACGAUCUUCUACGUGCCAAUGGCAGUUCUGACCGUCGCCAUGCUCUUCUUGAUCACGGCGAUCGUCAUCAUAUUCAAGUCGGCCAAGAACCAGCGCGGCACCAUGACUGGAAAAAUCGUCGUGUGCCAGUCGGCGACCAUGUUCGUCGGCUUCCUCGUCAUCAACAUCAUUUUGGGAUGCUUGCGUCAACUCAUUUACGACCCGACGGAGGCCUCGCUGAUUUUUUUCAUGAUCAUCUUUGGCCUUCCUCUAUUGGGUGCUCUUUAUCUGAGUUCGCACUUUUGGUUGAACAUCCAAUGCUUUGACGUUUUCUACAAUUUCCGAAGCGUUGAAAAUAGCCCGAGCAACGCGCCCAGAGGAUCGCACAGAUGCAGAUUCGCAAUUUACUGCCUUUACGCAAUUCUGCUGCCUAUUGUUCUCGUCUACACAACAGCUAAUUACUUGUUGCAAAAGGAUUCAUCUGAAGAGGAUGGCAUUGUUGAAUAUCGCCUCGCUAUUCCAAAAAUAUACAAAAUUGAAUAUUUUUCUGCCAUUUUCUCUUCGACGGGAUUUUUAGCAUUCGCAGUUCCAGUUCUGAUCCUGAAUGCGUUGAACUUAUUUUUCAUUUUCAUUACGAGAAGAAAUGCUUCGAAAAUGAGACGGGAAAUGGAAAACUUUGAUGGUGACUUGGGCAAAGAAGAGCCUCAACUGUCAGGCGACGUUCAUUCAAUGAUGAUUCAACAAGUCUCCAGAAGGAUCAACAUGGAGAGUCGCCAGAUUGCGGCUGAGGAGGCGAUUUCAAAAACUUGGCUGACGACCAAAAUGCUGUUGAUGACUCUUUGCAUCUCGUUGAUUUUCGAGGCAAUCAUCAUCAUCGGACUGUGGUGCUUUGAUUUGCCACCAAAUGUGGUGUUCCUCAUUGGCAUCAUUUGCGUCAUGCGCGGCCUGACUGCGACAGUCGUUUAUGUCUACUUCUUUGGAAAGAAGGAAAGAGCCCUAAUUAUAUAACAACGGUUUUGAUUUGUCCAAAAUUCGCAGCAUGCCAAGAAAAACAGAAUGAAAUGCAGCAAUUUAACGGGUAUUCAUAAAAGUAAAAAUUUUAUUUUUUCUAUACUGACUGAUUUAGUGCCAUAAUGUCAUUUUACUGCCAUAUUUUAUUAACUCUUAUGGAGCAAAUGCUUCCUAAAAAAAUCAGUUAAUUUAAAUUAAAAUUAAA
Messenger RNA from Neocloeon triangulifer, 1709 nucleotides. RefSeq lists its product as uncharacterized. NCBI's taxonomy places the organism in Eukaryota, Metazoa, Arthropoda, Insecta, Ephemeroptera, Baetidae. The record is from RefSeq and is a predicted model, not a curated record. Bases 368 to 1501 code for a protein of 377 amino acids. The transcript is spliced from 6 exons.